Molecule: messenger RNA, 1123 nt
Organism: Dermochelys coriacea (leatherback sea turtle)
Lineage: Eukaryota; Metazoa; Chordata; Testudines; Dermochelyidae
Product: homeobox protein CDX-4
Exons: 4
Coding region: 331-1113 (260 amino acids)
Biological process (GO): embryo development; animal organ morphogenesis; anterior/posterior axis specification
Cellular component (GO): nucleus
Molecular function (GO): RNA polymerase II transcription regulatory region sequence-specific DNA binding; DNA-binding transcription factor activity, RNA polymerase II-specific
Source: RefSeq, a predicted model, not a curated record
GAGUGGGAAUGGGGAUAGGAUAUAUAAAAGAUCUGUGAAAAAGGAAGCACUAGAACUAGCAGCAAGGUGGGGUUGCCUGGAUGGUCAGCCCUUCAUUUGAAUGCAAAUGUAAUUAUGAGGCAGGCAGUUACCCUGACGUCAGACAAGAUCUUGGUAAACCAUUACUACCAGCACCUGGUAAAAACAGUUGUUGAUAAUACAGGAUGAGGUAGAAGAUUCCAAGUAGAAUAUCAUUUAUUAAGAUCAGGAAUACAAUUUUUUUUUUAAAAGAGUGAAAGAAAACAUUGAUGAACAGGAUGUCUUAAAGUUCUUUCACCAGUUGCAACCAUCAUGUACGUAAGUUAUCUUUUGGAUAAAGAAACCAGCAUGUAUCCAGGAUCCGUAAGGUGCAACAACCUACCCGUGCAAAAUUUUGUCUCCACUCCAUCCUAUUCAGAUUACAUGGGAUAUCAUCAUGUGCCAAACAUGGACAACCAUGGACAGUCUUCAGGAGGUUGGGGAUCCCACUAUGGCAUGCAAAGGGAAGACUGGAAUACUUAUGGCCCAGGACCCUCCAGCAUAGUUACUGCUGCACAAAUCAAUAGCUCGUCUCCAGGGCAGGUCUCCUACAGCUCUACUGAUUACAAUUCCCUGCAUCCUGCUGGAUCUGGAGUUUUACCUCCUGUAGAUACAAUUAAUGCAGAGCAAAUCUCUCCCAACAGUCAAAAGCACGGCUCUUAUGAAUGGAUGAGAAAAACGCAAUCUACUACUGCAGGAUCAGGUAAAACAAGAACAAAGGAAAAGUACCGAGUUGUUUACACAGAUCACCAGAGACUAGAAUUAGAGAAGGAGUUUCAUUGCAACAGAUACAUUACAAUAAGGAGGAAAUCUGAACUUGCAGCAAACCUGGGACUAUCUGAGAGACAGGUGAAAAUCUGGUUUCAGAAUCGCCGAGCCAAGGAGAGGAAAAUGAUCAAGAAGAAAAUCUCUCAGUUUGAUGGCAGUGGAGGCUCAGUUCAGAGUGACUCAGGUUCAGUCAGCCCAGCUGAGAUGUCUAACUCUCUAUUCCCACUACCACAUGUGAUAAAUGGAUUACAGCCCAUUGAGAUACAGCAGGUCAUAGUCUCAGAAUGAACAGGAGAAA